GUGUGCCGCCCAAGAAAACACUGGUUUUGUGACCGAUCCCGUGUACCAACUGACAGAGACAAGGGCAGAUUCCUCCUUCCUCUCGCCUUGACUUAUUGGAAGCCUUCAGCCAGAAAACACGAUUCAUAUUGGACUCGGCGUUGGCCCUCUAGUAUGAGCCGGUCAGUUAAACGGCUUGGCCGCACUCGAGGCUGUAAAAAUUGGCCAUGCAUUGGGCCUUUUGUCAUAUGCUGCAAGUGAUGGAUUUCUCUAAAUGCCCCGCGUAUACUGGCGCUCUGCGGGACAUUUCUCGGCAAGACACGUGUGUUAUACAAACGGUUCGUGUGAAGCCGACACGAAAAACAAACUCUCUGCGCUUCUAUACAUCAUUUCCUGCCGCGAAAAAUCGAAUGUGGUAUGCGUUUGGUCAAAUAACGGGGGAUGCCGGAAAGAAGAUCCUGCCAGUGCCCACUUUGUGGGGAUGAUCGUAGAGUGGCUCCUAUAUUUAGAAGCCGGGGAAGCAGGCUUAGGUAGCGCAAGUAACACGCGGGGCGUUUGGCGACGAAUACAGGAAAAGCGUAUUGUGACAUGCAGUCCAAGGCGUGCCACACAGGCCCAGCCGCGUAGACUACCGCUGCGGGGGGCGGCGACAGUCGUCGCAAGCGAAGAGCACUUCUUGACUAAACAAUCCAUGCAAACCCGUGUGUCUAUGCCGACAAAGCGAACUCACCAAUUCCCUGCGCCCUCUUUCAUUUUCACACACCUUCUCCCAGGCCACGGCCGCCGUUGACUAGUGUGCAGGAUGUACACGGAGGACCGUCCCUUGGCAAAACUGCCCCCACGUAUCGUACGAGUUUUGGCUGUUGAAGGAUAGAUCUUUUGUUCACUGGUUGUGCUCCACGCUUUAAGCUAGAUGCAUCCGCCUG
Messenger RNA from Metschnikowia bicuspidata var. bicuspidata NRRL YB-4993, 905 nucleotides. RefSeq lists its product as uncharacterized. The record is from RefSeq and is a predicted model, not a curated record. Bases 254 to 769 code for a protein of 171 amino acids. NCBI's taxonomy places the organism in Eukaryota, Fungi, Ascomycota, Pichiomycetes, Serinales, Metschnikowiaceae. The transcript has a single exon.